AUGGAAGAUCGCUAUCGAGUACAAUUGAUGCUUUUAAGUCGAGCAUUGAAGAAAAAAGGACCACCUAGACAGGAAAAUCUUUUUGUUUUUUGCUUUCAGGUAAAUAAUGGAGCAUGGAGUCUUCCAGGAUUUGUGUGCGACUUAUAUAUAGCAAUGGACGUGAUGUGCAGCACGAGUUCGAUCUUUAAUUUGGUAGCAAUUUCUAUCGACAGAUACAUGGCGGUGACCCGUCCGAUAAAGUACGCCAAACACAAGAACAAUAGGAGAGUGUGGUUGACGAUACUGUUGGUUUGGGCGAUAUCGGUGGCGAUCGGAAGCCCGAUUGUUCUCGGCCUGAAUAAUACUCCAGAUCGAACGCCGGAUCUUUGCAUGUUCUACAAUACGGAUUUCAUCAUGUUCUCCAGCCUUUUUAGUUUUUUAAUUCCCUGCAUCAUCAUGGUCUUCUUAUAUUAUAGUAUAUUUAAGGCGCUACGAAUUAGACUGAAAAAGCAAAGGGCCAACAGAAAGUCAAACACCGUGGAUACAAAAUCGGGGAGUAUAAUUGAAAAUAUCACGCACACUAGGAGGUUUGCGGAGACUGCACUAGGAGCAGCAGCACUCGUGACACCAGGAAUUGAAGAGCCAACAAACACGGCAUCUGGGAGUAACGAGGACGAGGACGAAACACCAUUAGAUCCUGUAGUGGUCAUCUCUAAUGAAAAAAGUACCGAAUACUUUCUAGCCACUGUCGUCGAGGAAGCAGCUUGUCGUUUUAGUGUCGUUGCCCAGGCACAACUAAAUUCUGAGACGAAAUCGAGAAAAGAUUCAGGUUACGAUGGGGCAGCAAGUAGCACGUUACUUCAUGAGACGAUAGAAAUGAAUUCAAGUCCAAGUCCAAAUCCAAAGGGAACUUCUGGACCAUCUUCAUCGACAUCGUCUUCCCCACCUCCACGUGGUGUACCACCACCACCAAUUUCCAAUUCACAUCCGAAACGAAAUGGAAAUAGCACAAAUAAACAAGAAUUCAAGAGGUUCAAGAGUUCGGCAACUCUUUUUCCUUUUCAACUUGGAAGGUCACCGAGUGUCAUGACAGGUUGUUCAUCAUCCAAAAAAGAUCGAAAAAAUGCUUCUUCAGGCUCUAGGUUUACGAUAUAUAAAGCAAAUAAGGCCAGUAAGAAGAAACGGGAAAAAAGUUCAGCGAAGAAGGAACGCAAAGCGACCAAAACUUUAGCCAUUGUACUAGGUGUGUUCCUGAUAUGUUGGGUGCCCUUUUUCACAUGUAAUCUAACGGAUGCACUCUGUACGAAAUGGAAUGGGAAUUGUCAACCAGGUGUCACAGCUUUUAUUCUCACCACGUGGCUUGGUUAUAUGAACAGUUUCGUCAAUCCCGUGAUUUACACCGUGUUCAAUCCCGAAUUCAGGAAGGCCUUCCGUAAGCUGAUUCGAGUUUAGUCAUUUUUUUUCCAUUAUCUAUAUAUAUUAAAAGUCAUCGAAUUUUUUUUGCAUUUAAAUCAUCCCCCCCUCUCUCUCUAAAUAAACAAGGAGAAAGUACCUAUACGCUUUUUCGGUUUCUUAAAAAAAGACUAAUCUUGGAAAAAAACAAAAAAAAAUAGGAUUUUAAAAUGAAUAUUAUAGAAUAUUGCAUUGAGAAUUAUUCAAAAUAGUGGAAUUUUAUAGCUAAUCUAAAAUUUCAGGACCAAAUUACUAUUGCCGAAACAUAAUUAUAUCUCUAUAUAUAAUUUUCACCAAAACGUCUUCGAAAUUUAUGGAAAAAAAAAAUUUUACUUCCGCUUGAGGAAAUUUAUUUCAUAACCAAAAAAAAUCUUUUCCUUGUCGCAAAAAUCGAGCUUCAAUAAUAAUGAAUCAUGUAAAAAAAGAAAAAGAUGUAAAAAAAUUUUUUAAUCAUGUGCGAGCGAAAAGUUAAUUUGAAGUUGGAAUUUUGGAAAAGCUGCUUGAUUAAAAAAAAAAAUUAUAUAUAGAAUUAAAAAAGUCGAGGGGAAUAUUAGUGCAUAUGACGUACCGUGGCAGUAUUAUAUUAUAUAGGCAUUAAGAUAUAUAGAAAUAUUUUUUCGCUCAAGAAACUUGUAAAGAAAAAAAAUCGGAAGAAAAAAAAUACAAGUCGUCUUUUUAGGCGUUUCCUAUAUAGCUGUAUUCACGCGUCGCGUAUAACUCGAUAUAUUUAUAUACAUACCGUUCCCUCCUUGAUAAAAAAAAAAUAUAAAUAUAUCAUUUUACUAUACAUAUAUAAAUGCCCCCAAUUCUGAGAGCUAGGUGCAAAAUCUCAAACAAACAAAAUUUUCCUUUAAUAUCAUCACGUGGAUGACGAGUAUAGAAAUAUUUUAUCUUUUACACGCCUUUGUGAAUUUCAUGUAAUCAUGCAAAUUUUCUGUUCCGAUUUUGUCACUUGAACCUUUUCACAAAACUUCAUUUCUCUUCACGAAUUCACCUUUUUCUAACUUGAAAUUCAAUUUUCCACUGUGCUCCAAAUGUUUUCCAUUCUUUUCUGAGUUAUACUCGAGAAAUCGAAAAAUUUGCAUUCCAAAAUCAAAAUAAAAAAUCUAUUUUUAUUUUUCUAUAACAUAAAAAAAAUAUACAUGUGUAAUUGUAAUAUUUAUUGCAAAAGAAAAUUUAAUUACCAAUUAUUUCUAUUUUAAUUAAUAGUGAAACUUGUUAAAAUAAUUCAUUGAUGUUUUACGCGGCUAUGUAAUAAUUGUACAACCUCCCAUUGACCGAAUUUCCGAGACAUAUCAGUAUAAAAGUUUCAAAAGUCCAUGAAAAAAAAACAACUUUUUUCGUAGAAAAUAAAAUAAACUGGGAAAAGAAAAAAAAAUGACACACACACAAAAAAAAUGGAAAGUUUUUUCAUUUAAAUAAUGAAAACUUAAUAUUUCUCAGACACUGAAUGCGUGCUGUUGCAAUAAUAAUAUUUGUAUAAUCAAAGCUUUUUACUGUACAAUUUUUUUUAAAGCUAUGAACAAAAAGUGAAAAAAAAAAUAUAUAUAGACUAUAUGUAAUGAUGUACAUAAUAUUUGUAAAUAAGGAAUGACGUAACAAAGACUCUCGCGUUUAAAAUAAUAUAAAAGCGACAGAAAUUUAAAAAAAAAAUGUCUAUCAUUGUGUGUUGACUAUUUUCAAAGACGUUUAUCGAUCCUAAUAAUGAUCGUGUGCGCACACUGUACACAAUGUAUACGUAAAAAUAUAAUGUUCGAACAGGUAUUCAACUUUCAGAAUCGCAAUCAAAGGCCUAAGGGAACUGCAAACGUUAGAGAUAAGAAUUUAAUUAAAUUUCAUUUUUUCUUAAAUUGAUAUUGGUUUCUAUUUAUCAUUGUCUAAUUUGUUGUUAUUUUUUAUCCUGCUUGCAACAAGUUUUUGAUUUUUUUAUUUAUCGUUGGAGGUAUAGAGUUCUGAAGUAUCUAUAUAUAAAGUCGCUCGAAGCGUUUCUAGAGGAUGUUUUUUUCAAAAUAAUGGGUAGCUUAAUCUGACAAUUGUACACAUGUCGUGACAAAAGUUAAUUUAUAAACAAGAAUUUUUUUAACUAUUGUUAAUAUUUGUGAAAAAACUUUUAUUAUAAUCAAAAGCAGAUUUCAAGAAGUUAAUAUUUUUAUAUUUGGAAAAGAAAGCCUUGCAAAAGGUGACGGAUUACUAAAAAGUAGUCACGUUAGUAACGUGACUCAACCAAUUGAUGAAAAAAAAGUUUAUUUCUGGAACUGUUCUAAGAGAAACACCGGGUAGAGAAAAAAAAUUAAUUCUAAUUUUUAUAGUGUUUUAAAGUUGACCCAAUCAGCACGAAAACUUGCAGCAAACUUGCAAGAAGCUUGCCGUGCAAGAUUGCAGCGCAAACAUGUAGCUAGUUUGGUGCAAGUUUGCAAAACUUAAUACGAUGCGCAGUUGUAAACGGAAGCUUCUACGGCUGUGCAAUACGUUUUUUAACCUCCAAAACAGAGUGCCCUUUAUGUUUAUUUAAUAGCAAAUUGUUUUGAAAAAUUUUUUUAGUAUUAUACAAGCUUGCAGCAAGCUUUUUGCAAGUUUGCUGCAAGCUUGCUUAACUACCUUGCAACAAAAGGACAUUUUGUUGCUUGCACCAAACUUGCUACAUGUUUGCACUGCAAUCUUGCACGACAAACUUCGUGCAAGUUUGCUGAAAGUUUUCGUGCUGAUUUGGGAGGUAGGUAAAAUCAUUCAUACAUUAUAAUAAUAUUUGAGUUAUAAUAAAUAGUAAGUUUUUUUAAAUGAAUGUAGCUUCAAAUCGUUACCACCAGUUGGCGUUAAGAACAUACUUUAGAACUCUAUAUUGUAAAAUAAACCCGGAUUAGCCGUACAGAAAUUAAAAACGCUAACCAAUAUGCAACGAUCAACGGGGGUGCAAUUAAGUAAUUUAAUUUUGACUUCAACAUCGACAUUGACUUUCAUAAUCAAUUUCACUUUUAGUUGGGGAGCCCAUGAUGAUAAAUGGGGACUUACUUGAGCGUCGUCGGGAUGAUGAUAUUUUCUAGUUUAGAUGAUAAGGAAAAUAAAAGUUUCUGUAAAGUUUUCCCUUUCAGUGGUACGUUAAACUUAAACAAAUUUUCAAAAAUGUAAAAAAACCAAUUACAUGGAAAUAUUUGAGCGUGUCAGAUAUUAAUAGUUUUGAUACCCCAACGUGUCUCUGAUACCAAAUGUAUGUUCACCUCCCACACAGCACAUGAGAUUAGGGAAAUGUCCGCCUAUAAGAAAUAUUGCCGUGUAAUAUUGCUGAAAUAUUUCAUUAAAAUAUUAUAGAAAAAAAUUACGGCCUGUACAGCUGCGCAGUAGUUUUUUAAUUUUCUAGUAUCCUAAGGUGUUGAACAUGUUAGAAAAUAACGAUUGAUUACAUAUUUUAAAAAAGUUUCUAACUUUCUUUGAAAUAUUUCCUGAAUAUUGCCGAGUCUUCAUGUGUAAUAUUGCAGGAGUCUUAAAGUGUAAUAUUUCAGCAAAAUUGUACGGCAAUAUUUCUUAUAGGCGGACAUUUUCCUGUUUUCAUAAACAUUUCACGAACCUUGCAUUGAAAUAUUUCAAAUCUUUCAAUGAAAUAUUCAUGAAAUAUUUAGGAAAUAUAAUGUGCUGUGUGGGCUGUCGGUUUGCGUGGUGCUGGUGGCAAUCUGGAUAGAUACAAAAUAGAAAAAAAUUUUGUUCGAUCGCGUCAGAUAUUUAGGGAGAAUGUUAAAUGAACCCUAAAUAUGCUCCCAUUCAAAAAACUGACGUUUCGGAAGUGACGCAAGCUCGUAACGAAAUGUUGAAAAUGCAAAAAAAAAUCGCCAUCUUGAAAUACUCGAGCGUGUCAGAUUUUUAUACUGAUGGUUCAACUUGAUGCUGCAGUCAUGAUAGCCGAAAAUCUGACGAUUAUUUUGAGGAAUAUUGUUAAUCUGACAGCUGUUUUGUGAUCAGCUGUAAUGGUGUUAUGGCGACGGAGAGCAGUGUCAAGAAUCGGGAUUGUGUGAGAGAGUCAGAAAUAGGGAAAAAGUGAAAGGGAAGGUCAGGCACGGAGUGGGGAAUGCGUGUUGUACUCCAACUGCGCGCUCUACUCUACAUAGACGAUUUUCAUUACUUUGCCUUUUGGAAAUCGUUAGAUUAUACUUUAUUCGUGAUUCUUGUGUUAUUUCCUUCAAAUUAAAAAAAAUUUAACCGCGCUCGAUAAUGUCAAGACAACGUUUUUUUUGCAAAUUUCUAACCCUCUUGCUCCCUUACGUUACGCUCACAUCGACACAUUUUUUAGCUAGUAAUUAACACACCUUACCUUAAUCUAACGCGCUUCAAUAUCUCCAACUAUCGAUUUUUUUACUAAUCUGAUGGACUAUCCUAGACGCAAGUCUUGAUAAAAAGAGUUAAUACUUGGAAGAUGUACUCAACAACAUGCAAGGUAUCCCCCUGUGUUUAUCUACCGCGCUCAAUUUAAUCCCAAAAAACAUAUUGGGCUCCUCUACUAUUUCACUUUUAUUUUUAUUUUGACUUUGAUUUUCACUUUUACUUUUACUGAAAUUCAAUUAAAAAAUGUAUUUCAGUAAAAGUUAAAAUAAAGGUAAAAAUCAAAGUCAUUAUAAAAGUCAAUGUCGAUGUAGCAAAUAUUUAUGUCGUAGUAUGUAGGUUACCAUUUCCAAUUUGUGUUCGUCAAACCUUCCUUGUAAUAUUAAGUUAACUUAAAAAAUUUUUUAAAUAAAAUAAAUACGUAAAAAAAUAUUAAUAACAAAAGUUGGUAUUUUCUUUCUGUGAAUCCAAAACUUGUUGCAAAAAAAAUUAUUAACCAUGUUUUCUCAAAAUUUUCUUAAUUAAAAUCAUUUUCGUAUAAAAUAUUGUAUAAAUAUUAUUAAACGAUAAAAGAAAUUAUUUGAAAUUCUAUUAUAUAAGGGGAAGAAAAUGUUAAUAUAAUAAUUAGUUAAAAUUUUAUUAUUCAGAAAAAAUUUGUUAAUUAAAAUUUAUUGUUAGAAUGAUUAAUUAUAUUUCCAUAUAGUAGCGGAAAAUUUGAAAUGAUAAAAAAAGAGUUUAACACUGAAUAUUCUACAUGUUACAAAUAGUUUUGUACAGUUAUUUCUCAUAUAUAAUUUAAUUAAUUUUUCUUUAUUACAAAAAAAAUGUUGGGCACCGAGUGGUUAGGGCGUUACAUAAAACUUUAUUUCUAUAUCGACUGUUGUAAAUAUAAAAAUGUUUUAAUAAAGACGUAUUAGGAAUUUAAAUAUUAAAAAUAAAAAAAAAAUAAAUUCAAACUUGUGUAUUAUUGAAUUAUUGAGUUUAUUGACUGAAAAUAUUUGAAAACUUGCCUAAAGUUUCUAUAGAAUUAAAAAUACCGUGUUGGUAAAUUAGUUAAUUGAUUGUCCCGCGUUUGUACAUUUUUCUCAGCAAACUUAUAAAUUUUAAUACGAAGCUGAUGUACGCAACGUUUAUGAUAAACGAUUUUUAAAGAAAUAAU
Leptopilina boulardi is the source of this 6898-nucleotide messenger RNA. RefSeq names its product dopamine D2-like receptor (gene Dop2R). Lineage: Eukaryota; Metazoa; Arthropoda; Insecta; Hymenoptera; Figitidae. The coding region runs from base 1 to 1431 and encodes 476 amino acids. Gene Ontology annotation, molecular function: G protein-coupled receptor activity; dopamine neurotransmitter receptor activity, coupled via Gi/Go. The transcript has 7 exons. Gene Ontology annotation, cellular component: membrane. The record is from RefSeq and is a predicted model, not a curated record. Gene Ontology annotation, biological process: adenylate cyclase-activating adrenergic receptor signaling pathway.